Messenger RNA from Schistocerca piceifrons (Central American locust), 2161 nucleotides. RefSeq names its product zinc finger protein 98-like. The transcript has 8 exons. The record is from RefSeq and is a predicted model, not a curated record. Gene Ontology annotation, cellular component: nucleus. Gene Ontology annotation, molecular function: DNA-binding transcription activator activity, RNA polymerase II-specific; RNA polymerase II cis-regulatory region sequence-specific DNA binding. Bases 71 to 1666 code for a protein of 531 amino acids. Gene Ontology annotation, biological process: central nervous system development; regulation of transcription by RNA polymerase II. Lineage: Eukaryota; Metazoa; Arthropoda; Insecta; Orthoptera; Acrididae.
CAAACGGUAACAACUUUAACAGAAGUGAGUGUCGCGACUGUUAAUGUUAGACUGUGUGUCAUACUAACAAAUGUACACCGUGGAGAUAGAUAAGCAGAGCCUGACUGCAGUAAUGGACCACGAAAAAACUAUUUGGAUAAAAGAGGAAACAAGUGAGAUAUCAGGUUCACCAGGUUCCAUUGUCCAGGUAUACCCCUGUAGUGUGAAAAUAAAGGAAGAACCACAGGAGACUGGGAAUCAAGAGUUACUUCAAGAUCCAUUAAAAAUUGAGGCUCCAUUUUACAACACAAAGGAAGAUCCAGGACUGAAAUUGAAUGCGAGUCUCUCUGAACAUAGUUAUCUGGAAGACCCAUUUAUAGCCUCGGGGUCCACUGAUCAUAUUAAGGAGGAUUCAGUACUAAAUUUAGGAGCAGAAGAAAUUGAGACUUUUAUGUUCAGCAAUCCCGAAUUGAAUCCUCUGGGAGUUAAGAUGGAGGAGGUGGAAGCCUCAACAAGAUAUGCAUCUGAUAGUGCAAGAUUGACUCAGACUACUGGUGGGAGCUGUGGCAUAUCAUGUGAAGGAAUUUGUCACCAUGGGCUGGUCCAGGAUGAUUCGGUGAUAGACGAGGAGAAGUCAACACAUGAGUUUGGUACAGAAAAUGUGAUUAUUGAUAAGGAAUACUCAGUAGCCCCCCCAUAUGACUGUAGUAAGAGGGAAAAGGAAUUACAUCUAUAUAGCUGUGAUUUCUGCCAACAGAACUUUCCUUCAAAAUACAGACUCAUAAUGCAUGUGUUUAUGCACAUUGAUGGCAUGCAACCACCUUUGUAUGUUUGUAAGUGGUGUGGUGAGGUAUUUCACAGUAAGGUUAGUUUGAAAACACAUUUGAGAAUGAGAGAGAAUUAUCAUGGCUUAACUGCUUGCCACCAUGAAAAAUAUGACUAUAGUGAUGAGCAUCAAAGCAGUAUCUUCUUGGAUAGUGAGCCAGAAGUUUCUGUUACAGAACACAUUGAACAGUCUUCAUAUAAGGAAACGUGGAAAACUUCAAAGAAGGCCUCUAAUGACAUGUGUAACACACACAAGACAAAUGAUGCAAUAAGUGCUUAUGGAAUUUUAUCUACAGCUGUUAAUGUCAGUGCCCAGGCUGAUCUACAUAUUGCAAACAGAACCAACAAAUGUGGUAUUUGUGCCAAAUGGUUUGCUAGGUCAGGCGAUCUGAAGACUCAUUUAUUAAUUCACACUGGAAUGAAAGUUCACAAAUGUGAGAUUUGUGGGAAAUCUUUUACUUUGUUAGGCAGUCUCAAGAAGCACACAUUAAUUCACACUGGAAACAAACCUCACAAAUGUGAGAUUUGUGGAAAAUGUUUUGCUAGAUCAGAUUGUCUCAAGACUCAUGUAUUAGUUCACACUGGAAAGAAGCCUCACAAAUGUGAGAUUUGUGCAAAAUGUUUUGCUACGUCAGGUUGUCUCAAGACUCAUGUAUUCAUUCACAGUGGAAAGAAAGCUCACAAAUGUGAGAUUUGUGCAAAAUGUUUUGCUACAUCAGGUUAUCUCACGAAUCAUGUACUAAUUCACACUGGAAAGAAACCUCACAAAUGUGUGAAAUCUUUUGCUAGGUCAGGGAAUCUCAAGAGGCAUUUAUUAAUUCACACUGGAAAGGAACCUCACAACUGUGAGAUUUGUGGGUAAUCUGUUGCUACGUCAAGCUAUCUCAACAGACAAACAUUAAUUCACGCUGGAAAGAAACCUCACAAAUGUGAGAUUUGUGGGAAAUAUUUUGCAGUCAGGCGAUCUCAAGAAACAAACAUUCAUACACACCUAGAAACGAAAUUUGUGGCAAAUCAUUUGCUAGAUCAGGUGAUCUCAAGACAGAUGCAUUAGUCCACAUGGGAAGGGGACCUCACAAAUGUGACAUCUGUGACAAAAGUUUCACUCAGUUGGGUACUUUCAAGACACAUGCAUUACUUCACAUCAGAAAGUAACUACAAGUAAUUGUUAGUUUAUGCACAUAGAUUUUCCUGGUUGGUGCCCUCAAGGCCUAUAAAAUAAUGAACGUAGUAGGGGGACAAUAAAUUGUAAUGCCUGUGAAAUAACAUUAAAGUGUGGUAGAAUUGUGAAAAAAGUGCAAUAAUGUGUACUAUAUUGAGGUAACAGAUAAUUUGAAAAACAAAAAUCCCUAUCUGU